AUGGCAUCUGCGUUGAAUGCCAAAAAAGUGGACUCGAAUCCACUGGGCGCGCCUUACAGCAGGCCGUCCAAAAUUCCCGUUCGCACCGGGCACUCAAGUGGCUCGGCUAGCGACGAUUCCGAUACUUCAUCAAAAUCGGAAUCAAGAUCAAAGACAGGAGGCAAAAGUCAUCUACCCGUACCUGUCAAAUCACCGGCGAAGAAAGCGGUCCAUUCUUCCAAGGCCGGAACUUCCGGAAGUGAAUCUGAUCCGGAAAAGAACUCCACCAAAGGAGUUGAAGAAAAAGUUGUCCCCGCAACUGAAAAAAGUAACUUCAAAAGUGAAGACACUGGAGCAGAACCGGUCAAAAAGAUGCCAGCAAGGUUAAAAAGCUUGAAGCUUAAGAAGACGCCCAGUGUGAACCGAGCCCGAUGCGUUAACCCUUUGUCACGCUCGGUAAUUCCAGACAUCAAAGAGAAGAAAGUACCAGCCAAGGCUUCUUCGGGUGCUCUGGCUUUUGUACAGCAAGGAAGGUUAAGGCCAGCGAGAAAGUUCCAGGCUAAGAAAGCAGAUGACUUACCUGAGGAAGAGCAGGGAAGGCCAUCGGGUGGAAUUGGUCGCAAGACAUCAUACAGAAAUAUCCAUAGCCCAGAGCUAUUAAACCAUAAGAAGUGCGAUGAACCUGGAAAGAAAGUAAAUAACGUUGGCUUAAAAAAUUCAAAGAAAACAUCUCCUUCAAGUAAGAGCAAUGAGAAACCAAACAGCUCUCGCACUGGAUCCAAAAGUAAAACUUCUAGCAAGGCUGCUACCACCAAAAAAAGAUCAAAAUCAGACAGAAAGAGUAAGGAAUCUGAUGAUUCUGAGUCUGAUAACAGCUUGGGUCUAAAGCCACGCAAAUUAGACUUUUUUUAUGAAGCUGAAUCAGACGACCUCGUCUCCACUGACUCUGAGUCCCCAUGUGCCCCAAAGGAGGUUCAGAGCAAGAAGGAAGACUUGUUUGCGAAGGAGGAGAAUAAUGAAGAUUGUUUUGUGUCCGACAACCUUUGGUUAUUAAACCGAAAGUUCGACUAUGAGGAUGGUUCUGACUUCUUCACCACUGACUCUGAAUCCGAAUGUGCCCCAAAAGAGGAUCAGAGUGUACAAAGAGGUGUGCCAUCUCAAAGUGAAGAGGUGGCCAGUAACUGUGAAGACAGUCAACAAAGGUCAACAGAACAUCCCAAAGAUCUUGAAAGACAAGAUAGAGUUGUGCCAAGCACUUCUACCAUAGAAAAUGAAAAAAUGCCUCGUGGGUUUGAUGAUGAAUUGAAGAUAAAGAUUGAUUUUGCCUAUGAAGAAUCGAGUUACUCUGAGGACAGCGAGGAAGACAGCGACAAGAAGGAAAAUCAUCUUGAGGAUGGUGGUAAGGAAACCACUGCUUUGUUCAACUGCCAAAUGGUAUCGAAUGAGGACACCAAUGAAAACAGCGACAAGAAGAAAGAUCAACUUCAUGACGGUGGUAAGGAUACCACUGCUUUGUCCAACUGCCAAAUGGUAUCUUCUGUGACCUCAUCAUCUAUCGAUGAUGAUGAUACUUCUGAUAACAGUAUCUCUGCACUCUCGGAUGAUUCCUUCUGGGACAUUGAUGUAAAAAAGCCUUCAAAACCCGAAAAAGCCAUAGAAAAGUCUGCUGAAUUUAUCUUAGCUGCCUCCGAAUUGGAAGGCUUGAAGAAGGACAUCAAACCAGAGAAUUUACAGGUUGUAGACGAUUGUCAAUACACAGGAAACAACAGCUCGCGCGACAGCGGAAAUGAAGCUGUUGUAGAUGCUAUGAAGGAUGUAGUUAGAGAAAAAAAUGUUCAGCCAAGCACUUCUGUUAUCGUCGAAAACCAAGAUGAUCAGGUGGUGAAAAUAGGUUCUAGCCCUUCAGAUAAAGACAAUGAGCCUGUUGAUAAGAAGGAAAUGAAGAGAGACAUUGAUGGAAAAAAGAACAAGUCCGAGUCUGCUGAUGAAGACUCCUUCAUAGAAGAGCUGGAUGAGCUACUUUCGGCAGCCGAGGCUGAGAUUGAAGAGGCUUCCCAGAAAGAUGAAGCAAGUGAUGCUUCUGAUGACUACUUCUCGAGGGGAAAAGAAGCUUCAACAUUGGACAAUAAAGUCACUGACACGCCCACUCUCCAACAGACCGAAGCAGACGACAUGAUUUCAAAACCUGUUCAGGACGUCUGCGUUGAUGGAAUGGUAACGGCAUCUAACGAAACCAGAACGACUGCUGGAAACCCAUCUGGAAGUGAAAAAGAUGAAAAGAGUGGAAACGUUGGGGAUAAGAAACAAGAUGUUGCUGGCGGAAGCAGUAGUGGCGAAGGCAGCUCAGUAGGAGGAUCUGGAGAUGGUGAUGACCCAAAUGAUCCAUGGAAACCAAAACCGCGAAAAGAACCAGAGGAUAAGAAAGGUGAUGAUAAUGACAACAAAGAAAAGAAAAGAGCCGCAAAAAAGGCACUGGACAAGCAGAUGGUGGGAAUCACGGAGGAUCUCCUUCAGGAAGAAUGUGUAGGAACAUCUACUGAUAAAAGUGGCAAGCAACAAACCGCACUGAACCCGGAGCACAAUCUUGGGGAAGGCUCUAGUUCUAUGCAGAUAAAAGCUGCCCUACAGGAAGUCAAGGCGUCACAAACUGAGGAAGAAGGAAACGUGGAAGCACUUCAGAAAACUAUUCGAUCAAAAGACAAAGAGAUUGCGUUGAUGCAGAACCUGGUGGACUGUUGCCGUAAAGACUACGAAGAACUACAGGAAAGUUUCAAUCAGUAUUCCAAAGACUUCAAAGAAGUCGAUGAGAACAGAGCCAAGAUUGGUGCCUUGAGGAAUGAGAAUAACACUCUCAAGCAGGAAAAUUCAAAGCUCAAAAACCAAAUGUCUCAGAAGACUUCAGAAGCUACGCAAGCACAGGAAAAAAGUAAAAAGCUGAAGAAUAUGUUGUCCAAAAUGGAAGUCGACCUCGGCUUUCUAGAAACAGAAAAGAAAGAGCUGUUAACCAAGUUAAGAAAGCAUGAAGCUAAAACACCGCCAGAGGAAGUUCAGGUACAGAAGACUGAGGACAAGAAGGAACAUGAGAUAGAUAAAAACCGGUUAGAGCACGGGCUGGGUAGAAGCUGCAGCUUGCAGGACGUCGAGGCCAUGAAGGCAGAAGAGGAAAACGUAGAAUUGAAGAACAAAAUUCACCAGUGCGAAGCUUCUUUGAAGACACAGAAGAAGGAAUGUGCAGAUUUGAAAGAAAAAAUCGCCAAGAUGACAAAGACAGAAAAUCAAUUGAAAUCAAGGUUCCAACGGAUGAAGGAAGAAAACGAUGUUCUCAACUCCAAGUGUAGCCAGCUGGUAAGACAAUGGAAAGAAGCGUCAAUUGGUGAUAGAAUUGAAGACCUAAAAAAACUGCAGGGUGAAAUUUCCGAAGCAAGUAAAGCCUUAUUGACUGACGGUACUGGUAAUGAGCUCAAAGUUACUUCAAGUCCUUUGUCAGUUGAACUUGCAGAAGCUGACACGUUUAGCCAAACGCAACAACCUGGUGCAAGCCAAAACGAUCAAAGCAGUGAGCUUCAAACGCUGAUAGAGUCACUCAGAGGUAUGACAGAAGAACUCAGAGAAAAGAUCAAUAAGACCAACGCUAAGUUAACCAAGGCUGAUUCAGAGAACGGUAAUAGUGAGGUUAUGAAGAAGAAUGAAGAGUUAGUCAAGCAGUUAAAUGAGGAAAUAGCUAGCCUGCAUGAGACGAUGGAAGUAGAAGCUGCCAAGUUUCAACAGUUGGAAUGGAUAAUUAAAAGCUCCAAUACCGAACGUCAGAGACUUGAAGAACGUAUAGAGGAGCUCGAGGAAGAGUUGUGCCAGGCUGAUAAUAACCUGAGUGAGACAACAGCCGCUAAAGACCAUCAAUUGAAUAACGCUAAACAUGACAUUGAGAUGAAACAACUUAAAGUGGAUGAGUUAUUGGGUGAGCUACGAAUGCUGUUGGAGGGUAACGAUGCGUUAAGAACUGCGCUUAAUGCCCAGAAUUCGAAGCUUGACAAAAGAGAAAGCGAAGAAAAGGACCUUAAGAAAUAUAUCGACGAACUUGAGUUGGAAAAUGAAACACUGUCUGUUAAGAGCUUAAAAACCGAGCUUUCAGAGCGCAAGGAAAAUAAUGAGAGACUGGAUAAAAAGUUAAAGGAUAUUGUGGUGGAGAAGCAGGAUCUAGAGCAAAAGCUUGAAGCUGUUAAGGACAAUGAAAGCUCUCGCCGUCAAACUGAAAUCCACCUCAACCAUAUCCAAAAACUGCAAGGGGAUUGUGAAAAUCAGAGACUUUGCGUCAAGAGCCUAAAGGGUGAGGUGUCGGAGCUAAAGGAAAAGAAUGCGUCCCUCGAUAAAAAGUUGAAGGAUGUUGUGGUGGAAAAGCAAACUCUAGAGCAAAAGCUGAAGGCCGUGGAUAAAAAGUUGAAGGAUGUUGUGGCGAAGAAGCAAGAUCUAGAGCAAAAGCUGGAGGUUAAUAAGGAGAACGAAAGCUCUCGUCGUCAAACUGAAAUUCACCUAAACCACAUCCAAAAACUUCAAGGGGAUUGUGAAAAUCAGAGACUUUCUGUCAAGAGCCUAAAAGAUGAACUCUCGGAACUAAAGGACAAGAAUGCGACCCUGGAUAAAAAGUUGAAAAACGUUGCAAUGGAGAAAGAAGUUCUUGAACAGAAACUGGAAGCAGUUAAAGACGCAGAAACCUUUCGUCGUCAAACUGAAAUCCACCUCAACCAUAUUCAAAAACUUCAAGGGGAUUGUGAAAACCAGAGAUUUUGCGUCAAGAGCCUGAAAGGUGAACUCUCGGAACUAAAGAACAAGAACGCGUCCCUCGAUAAAAAGUUGAAGGAAGUCGCGGCGGAAAAACAAGCUCUUGAACAAAAGCUAAAGGCCUUCAGCCAAGAGAUACAGAAAGAAGAGUCGGUGAGCAGUACUCCUUCCACAAGUGCUGAAAGUGAGGCACGAAUAAUGGAACUUCAAACAUUCAAUGAAAAGCUUAGCGAAAAAAUUGAUAUGUUUGAGGCAUUCUUUGAGCAAGUAAAAGAAGAUAAAGUGCAAAAUAUGAAGGCUAUGGAAGCCAGUAGGCAAAAUGCAAUUAUGUUGAAAAGCAAAUCUGACGAGCAGAUAGCGGAAUUGGAAAAGACGUUGGCGGACAAAAAUGUGUUGGAGACCAAGCUCCAAGACACAGUCACGUCCCUGGAAAAGAGGAUUUCUACUCUCGAGGCUGAAAAACUCGAGAGUGAGAGCCAAGUGAAGGCAAUGGUCGAGAGCAUGCAAGGACAGAAUGAACUGGAAAAGUGCAAAAAGGAAUGGGAAGAAACGGAAGUGGAACUGCAGAAUUCAAUUCUGGCACUCACUACUGAGAAAUCCGAGGCUCAAAAGGAGUUAGAGGAACAUAAAUCAGCAGUGGCAAAGACGUCAGAAAGCCUAGAAUUCCGUAUGAAAGAGUUGGAGAAGUGCCUUCAGGACCGCCAAACUCUACAGGAAGAAUUGGCCUGUCUGAAGAGCACUCACUCAAAACAGAAGGAAGAAAUGGAAAAGACUAUGGAAAAAAUGGGUCAAGAUGUGGAUGAGCGUGAGGCAGAGGUGAAGCUUGUGAGACAAAGCUCGUCAGAAAUUAUCAACGAAUUGGAAAAACAGCUCAAGGGUCGACAGGAUUCAGAAAUAGAACUACAGGAGAGAGCAGAAACUUUGAGCCAACAAAUCGAUCAACUGAAGGCAGAGAAACUUGAGAGUGAUAAGAAGAUUCAAGCUCUUAUGGAAUCCAUCGAAGCCAAGGAGGUCGAAAUCAAGCUUAAAAAGCUUGACGAAGACACUGAGCUCAAAGAAAACCUAUCAAAUAUGGAGGUAAAAAUAUCUGAACUUGCCACUGAAAAAGAGAAUGCUGAGAAGACAGCGCAGCACGACAUAAUGCUGAUAAGAAGGGAAUCUGAGGAGAAGAUAACUGCUUUGGAAAAGCGCCUUCAAGAUCAGAGCGACUCUGAAACGAUGCUCCAAGAAAAGGUGCAAUCUCUUGAGUCCAGGAUCUCCCAAUUGAAUGCUGAAAAAGCAGAGAGAGACGAUAACAUGAAGACCUUGAUGGAAGCUAUGGAUGCCAAUAAAAACCUUGAAGAAAAACUCAAAAAGAAGGAAGAGUUGGGGCGAGAGCUUGCCAGCAAAGUGGAAGAAAUGAGGCUUAAGUUUUCAACGAUCAGAUCAACAAAGAAGCAUCUAGAACAUCAGCUGGCAAAGAAAGAUUCUGAAUUUCUUUCUUCUUCGAGAAAUUUAAAACUUCAAAGUAAGCAACUCCAAGACGAUCUUGACGGGUGCGCUGAACGGGAGAAGGAGUUAAAUGAACGCAUCAAACGGCUGACAGAAGACAAUCGCAAGGCAGAAGAAAGGGAAUCUGAAGCGCUCCUGGCUAAGAAGAGUUCAGACGACAAGAUAAGGGUGCUUGAGAAACAGAUGUUGUCCAAGGGGCAGUCUGAACAAGACCUUAAAGAAAGAAUGACAAUGCUGGAGGAUAAGAUCUCGCGACUAGAGGCCGAGAAAUCCCAACACUGCAAGAACAUUUCAUCGAUGUUGCGAAAACUGAAAACCAAAGAAGACCUUGCCGAUGCAAUUACGGCCAAAGAUAAGGCUGAGAGGGAAUACAAGAUCAAAAUUGAUGAGAUGGAAGUCAUCGUCAACAAGUUGAGAAAGGAAAAGAACAAAGCAGAUUGUGACGAGGAGUUGAAGGAGAGGUACAAAGAGGAGUAUGAGGAAUCUCGAAGGAAUAUAAGAAGACUGACAGAGAAUGUAAACAGAUGCAACGAACGGGUUAAAGAACUGCAGUCCUUUGUCAAUGAAACUGUUGAGGACGACGAACCACAGCAUCUCCAAAAGCCCACCUUACAAGAGAAUAUAGAGAACCUGAAACGAAGCCUAAAGGCCUCGGAUAUUGAGCUCUUCAAAACGUUACAGUCUCUAAAUCAGAAGAUCACCCAUCUUGAAGAUGAGAAAGCUGAGGGCGAAAAAAUGAUCACAUCAAUACUGAAGUCCAUGGAAGAUAAAGAAAAGAUCGAGCACUGUAUAGCGAUAUCAAGAGAUGCGGACAAGAAGAUGAUGCUACGCAUGAAUGAAAUGGCAGAUGCCAUACAGAGGCUUAGAAUUGAAAAGAAAAGAGUAGAACACGAGCUUCAGAACUCUGAAAAGCAAAGAGCGGCGAAAGAAUGUGAAUCGGAGCUUUUACAGAGCCAAACAGACGAGAAGAUAUCUAGUUUGCAGCAAUCCUUGAAGGAACGAUAUGAAUCAGAGUGGGAAAUACAAAAGCGAUUGGAGGCAGUGAGCGAAAAGCUUGCACAGAUGGAGAGCGCAAAGGAACAGGCGGACAAAACCAUCCAGACAAUGCUUGAAUCUCUACAAUGGAAAGAUAACCUGGAGCAAUGUCUGGAGGAAAAGGACAAGAUAGAAAAAGAGCUGAAAAGAAGAGUGCAGGAGCUAAAGCUGGAGAACAAAGAGGCUUUAUUGGAAGCCAAGUUGUACCGAGGGCAAUGCCGUGACGCACACAAGAUGAAAGAACAGAUCUCCUCACUGAAGGAACAGCUUCUACAAAUGGAGGCUGAAAAAGAUAAGGAUAUUGAAAGCCUGAAAGAAUUGCUGCAACAGAAAGAAGAAAAGCUUGAGUUGCUUCAAAAGACCCUAAAAGAGGAAGUCUUCAAAUUGAAGCUGCAGAAAAAGGACCUUGAAAUCGAGACGAAGAAGAGUCAAAUACAAGCACGUGACGCUUUUGAGCUUAUCCAGAAGCGGUCACAUGAGUUUGAUGAGUGUUUGAAUGUUAGAAACGAAUCCUCGGAUCGGAUGAUGGCAGAAAUGGAGAAUUUGAAGGAAAGUCUUAAGAUGACACUAGCAGAAAGAGAUGAAUUGGAGAACAAAGCAAAGAAAUAUGCCAAGUUUUCUGAGGUAGGUUUUGAUAUUGAGCUUUAA
Messenger RNA from Actinia tenebrosa (Australian red waratah sea anemone), 7929 nucleotides. Its product is annotated as protein MLP1 homolog. The record is from RefSeq and is a predicted model, not a curated record. NCBI's taxonomy places the organism in Eukaryota, Metazoa, Cnidaria, Anthozoa, Actiniaria, Actiniidae.